GUUACGCUGUAGGUCCAUGCCAUCAAACUGGCACUAGGCGCAAAACAAUUAAACUAGCCGACGACAGCAACUUUAGCAGCAUGCCUACAUUAUCGGUUAGUUCCACACUAAAAUCCUUACUUUUAAGCGUCCUACUAGCUAUUACCGGACACGUAUUGUCUCCUGUAGAGGCACGCUUCGAUACACCCGAUCCCAUCGUCCCAUGCUCUUUUGACAACAUAACAUGCUUCAACCUGACACGAUGCGAAUCGUCAUUUUCAAUGUACGCGUAUCCCCCAACGGAUGGCCAGUUACACCCCAGUUGCGACCUCAUCAACUUUGGUUGUGUCCAUAAUAACACCGCUACCGGUCGCAGCUUUUACCAGGCCUGCUUCAACUAUGCCCUUAUGGGUUCAGGCCUCCCGUUGGUAACAAACCCGGAGGAGGCUUGCUUGCUCUUCCCAACGUUUGAUGCCUCAUGUGCCGAGAACUUUUGCUCAAACAGUAACAUGGACAGCCUUCAAGCAUAGCUGAGGGGGCUACCCUACUGGAACAGCGGGAGAAACCACGUUCUCCUCAACUACAACAAUGACUGGCCCGAUCCAGGUUUCGAUGUGGGUUACAGCGCAGUGAUUCGUGCAUCGUGGAUUACAACAACCUACCGGCCAGGCUUUGAUGUCGCACUUCCCCUCAUCAAGCCUGGGAACCUGCAGCCCGCAGCGCAUGUCCUGCACGCUGGCAUGCUAGGGCUGCAUGCAAACAGCGGCAACGCGGCCAGGGAGAUCACACUCGCACAAACAGCGGAGCUGGUGGGACAGGUUACCUCGGAUCGCGACCUGCUGCUGUACUUCCGGGGAUGUAUUCCUAGCUUUCCAGCGGGGAUGUGUGAUCACCGUAGUCGGAUAUUUGGCAGAGAGUUCACGCCGCCUCUAGACCAGCCGGACGUGGUCAUCCUUGCGCAGUGUUGUGGCAAUUUCAAGGUCCGUCCCGAGCACUUGCGAGUGGCCCAUUGUGAGGGUUGCGUGGACAACCGAGGAUCGAAUGGAUCUUGCACGGCGCAAUGGCCAGAUCUUGGAUUUAGAGAGGUGAGCGUGUCGCUCCCUUGCGUCCUCCUGUUGUCGUGCGAUGCGGAGCAGCUACCAGAAUUGUACAAAGCCCUAGUCGGCUGUCGAACACAACGACACCGCAGCAUAUGUUUGCGUGGGUAUCCACUGAUGCGAGCGAUACUGCUUGUCACUCUCGUCACAGACACACUCCCAAUUUCUCGCGGCCAGUCCUAUAACUCUUCCAACAUUAUAGCACGUGCAGCUACGUGGCUCGAUCGAUGAUUUAACACGCACUCACCCAUGCUUCAUGUUAACACAUCGCUGGAAAGUGAGCUGGGCGGCAUGCUUCAGAAGCGAGGCAUGCAUGUAGAGGAGUACCAGGC
Astrephomene gubernaculifera is the source of this 1408-nucleotide messenger RNA. The record is from the annotation of a GenBank genome assembly. NCBI's taxonomy places the organism in Eukaryota, Viridiplantae, Chlorophyta, Chlorophyceae, Chlamydomonadales, Astrephomenaceae.